Messenger RNA from Guillardia theta CCMP2712, 645 nucleotides. RefSeq lists its product as hypothetical. The record is from RefSeq and is a predicted model, not a curated record. Gene Ontology annotation, biological process: response to cold. Lineage: Eukaryota; Cryptophyceae; Pyrenomonadales; Geminigeraceae. The transcript is spliced from 7 exons. The coding region runs from base 1 to 645 and encodes 214 amino acids.
AUGGUACUCUACCGAACGAUCCGUGACCUGGCUCAAGCUACCGCAUCUGAAUCCUUGAGCCUCUUGGCUCUAGCUGGCCUCGCCAUGCUAUCCGGGGCGGUAGCACAGUUCAUAGUCUCUCCUCUGGAUCUGUUCAAGAUUAGAAUGCAAGCAGAUGGGAGGCGAGUUAAGAUGGGACUGAAGCCGGUGUAUCAUGGUCUGUGGGAUAUCAUGACUUCGGUGCCAAAGCAGGAAGGGUUCAAAAAGUUGUGGGCUGGAAGUACGCCAAACGUAAUCCGCGCAUGUUGUGUUAACAUUGGAGAUCAAGCAGUCUACGACGUUGCAAAGAGAACUUCGAAUGAAUUGUUUGGUCAAGGAGUGCUUGCUCAAAUUUUGGCAAGCGCCAUCACAGGCGUGUCUGUCUCAGUUCUAGCUUGCCCAGCAGACACCAUCCGCUCCAAACUGAUGAACAAUGGCCCCUCCUCGCCGCAACCUCUCCACAAGAGUUUCCGUGACUGUGUUGUCAGCACAUGGCGAAGUGGCGGAAUUACAGCUUUUUAUCGUGCACUCAUACCCAUGUACAUGAGAGAAGCUCCUUAUUACCUUAUCAUGUGGAACACCCUUGAGCUGUUGAAUCACUUCAGGAAAGUUGCCGUCGGCUCGUAA